GAAAUUGAGCUUCACUCCAAUGUCUGCUUGAUGAUGAUACAGUGAAUAUCUCUAUAUAAUCGCUAAAAUUCUUUAUUUUUAUAUUGAGGUUGAGAGUACUUAUUUGUUGGCGAGAGAGAGAGAGAGAGAGAGAGAGAGAGAGAGAGAGAGAGAUGGAGGUCGGGUUUUUGGGGCUGGGAAUAAUGGGGAAAGCCAUGUCCAUGAAUCUGCUUCGCCAUGGCUUCAAGGUCACCGUUUGGAACAGGACCCUCUCUAAGUGUGACGAGCUCGUGGAGCAUGGUGCUUCUGUUGCAGAAACCCCUGCAGCAGUGGUUAAGAAGUGCAAGUAUACAAUUGCAAUGUUAUCUGAUCCUUCUGCUGCCUUUUCGGUGGUUUUUGGCAAAGAUGGCAUUCUUGAGCAGAUUUGUGCCGGAAAAGGUUACGUUGACAUGUCUACAGUUGAUGCUGAUACUUCUACAAAGAUUAAUGAGGCAAUUACAGCAAAGGGUGGUUACUUCCUUGAAGCUCCUGUUUCAGGUAGCAAAAAGCCUGCCGAAGAUGGUCAAUUAGUUAUCCUUGCAGCUGGGGAGAAGGCAUUGUACGAGGAAGUGAUUCCUGCUUUUAAUGUCAUGGGAAAGAAGUCUUUCUACCUGGGGCAGGUUGGAAAUGGAGCAAAAAUGAAACUUGUUGUCAAUAUGAUAAUGGGAAGCAUGAUCAAUGCAUUCUCUGAGGGACUUGUUCUUGCUGGAAGAAGUGGACUGGAUCCUAGUGUUCUUCUUGAUGUAUUGGAUCUGGGUGGAAUUGCAAAUCCAAUGUUUAGAUUGAAAGGACCCACUAUGAUUCAGGGCAGUCACUCUCCUGCAUUUCCUUUAAAACAUCAGCAGAAAGACAUGAGAUUAGCUCUUGCCCUUGGGGAUGAAACUGCUACAUCAAUGCCAGUAGCUGCUGCAGCUAAUGAGGCUUUCAAGAAGGCAAGAAGCAUGGGGCUUGGGGACCUUGACUUUUCAGCUGUGUAUGAGACCGUGAAGGCACUUGAACAACCCUCUCAAAAAAACUAACUGCUUGAAGCAAAGCUUUGUAUCAUUACUCAAAGGGUGAUUCUAUGCUCACCCUAAAACUUUGCUCUCAACUCUGCAGGAUUUAACAAUAAACAAGUUUUAUGGGCACGUUUCUCUCCUUGUAAAAUACUUAGUUACUUCAAAGCUCGAAACUCUAAGCAAUAAAAUAUUUCUUAAAAUAUUUCAAGAAAAAAAGGGAUAUGAUGUUUAAGCCAUCAA
Molecule: messenger RNA, 1256 nt
Organism: Prunus dulcis (almond)
Lineage: Eukaryota; Viridiplantae; Streptophyta; Magnoliopsida; Rosales; Rosaceae
Product: glyoxylate/succinic semialdehyde reductase 1
Exons: 8
Coding region: 153-1037 (294 amino acids)
Cellular component (GO): cytosol
Molecular function (GO): NAD binding; 3-hydroxybutyrate dehydrogenase activity; NADP binding
Source: RefSeq, a predicted model, not a curated record